Messenger RNA from Triticum dicoccoides, 2112 nucleotides. RefSeq lists its product as uncharacterized. The coding region runs from base 228 to 1781 and encodes 517 amino acids. The transcript is spliced from 5 exons. Gene Ontology annotation, molecular function: protein binding. The record is from RefSeq and is a predicted model, not a curated record. NCBI's taxonomy places the organism in Eukaryota, Viridiplantae, Streptophyta, Magnoliopsida, Poales, Poaceae.
UUAAUCUCUCUCCCUCUUCGUCCCGGCUGCCAGCACCGCUAGGGUUAGCGCGGCGGCGACCUUCGAUCCAGGCGAUUAAUGGCGCGGUGGUGAGCUCCUGCGUGUUCGCCGGCGGGAUUUUCCCUUGCUCCGGCGAUCCCGUUGGGAGAGGUUCUUCCCUGUUCGCGCUCCCUUCUCCGUCGCCGCUACUCCAUCCAUAGAUCGAUCUAUCUAUCGGAUCCACUCUGAUGGAGAAACAGAGCAGCCAAGAACUUUCGAUCGAAAACAAAAGCGCUGGUUUCAGUAGGGUGGAGAAACCUAAGGUGGCAGAGAUUCAGCUUCAACUUCUACCCUAUGACGUUUUGCGCGACAUACUGUCACGGUUGUCAAUCAAGGAUGUCGUGAGGAUGAGCACGCUUUCUGGUGAAUGGAGACAGCAGCGGAUAUGCCACCCAGAUCUGGUCUUCACCAAAGACACCUUUGGCAUCAGUACUGACCCAGAUCCGGACUUCACCAAAACCAUUGAUGCCAUCAUUAGAGACACGGAUACUAAACGAGCAUCCUGGACUGCUGAAUUCAUCGUCAAUGUGGACAGUGUAUUGCGCCCACUGUGGUCUACUUCCACUACAACUACGACUACGCUGGACAAGUUUGCUAUCGAAUUUGGUCUCCGCAGAAAGCAUAAGUAUCACAUUGAUAGAUGGGUUAACUUUUCCAUUGCGUCAAGGGCCAAGUACAUUGCUUUCGAUUUCACGUUUGAUAUCGAUUGCGCUGGCCCUGGAUGUGACCAGUACAAGGAUGUUUUCCUGCUGUGCAAGCUGAGCGGCCCAAGCGGCUCUUGUGUCACAUCUCUUGUUCUGGGCUAUGUAUGGUUAAAGCUGCCCCCCAGUUUCUGCGGUAUCACAAACCUUAGGAAACUCACACUAAAAACGGUGUCCAUCAGUGGAGGUGAUCUCCAGCGCCUGUUGCUAAGUUGUGCUCUUCUCGAGCAUAUAGACAUAGAGUGGUGCUCCCCCUUGUCAAGUUUACGCAUAGGGCAGGAACUGUGCAGGUUGCAGUACCUGCGUGUGCGCCGGUCUGAACUGGAAAUGUUAGAGUUGCAUGCUCCAAAUCUUACCAAAUUUGAGUUCGACGAAGAUCUCGCACAAAUUAUGCUCAGUGAUUGCUUGAGGUUGUCGGAGGCAACCUUUGUAUCAAACAUGAGGACUCAAGAGUUCAAUGAUUAUGAUUUUGAUGACUUGGCCUUCACCUUCACCGAGCUUGCUCUUCCUCAUGUGCAAAAACUAUUUCUACUUUUGAAUUUGGACCAGGUGCUAAGAUUCGGUGACAACCAGACUAGCUUCAUCAAUUUGAGGCAUCUGAACAUGAACCUUGAGAUCGGGUGGGAUCCAUAUGAUGAUAGUUGGGCAAUAGGGUUUAUUCAUCUUUUGCAAUUAUCACCUCUCUUAGAAGAAUUAGAACUGCAUGUUGGUCGUGAUAGAUUUUGCCCUCCUACUAUGAGGAUGGUGACGGCUGUGCAAGGGCCUCUGCAUCAUCACCUGAAGAGAGUCCACAUGUCUGGAUUUUGUGAUGUAUUGGGGCUAGCCGAGCUGGCGCUCUACAUCCUUGGGAAUGCUACUGCACUUGAAUGUAUGGUGGUAGAUCCAGUGGCGUAUGCCGAGACUCUUCACACUGAUGAUAUCUAUUCAGUCAGCAAGGCUGGUAGUAUCGAGGGGGACCAUUACCACGUCGAUCAGAAUAGGAUGUUUGCAGAGCAAAUCCUUGGCAGUGAGGAGUUCCGUCAUAUCGUCACCAUUUUGUGAAGUACAAUGCUGGGGCUGGAGAUGCUAUUUAUAUAUGCCAACGAUGGAUGGAAUGGGCUUGGUGGAAAAAGGAUCGAUCGGGAGCUUAAUGAAGAUUUAUAAUAAUACUCAGAAGGGAAGCAUUCAUGUACAAGCCGAAUGAUUGGAUGCAGUAGUGUGUGCACCAAAAUUCAGUGUUGUGAGCAUUUUGGUUGCAAUCUGGGUUAACUAUGCUUUCUUCUUUUUCGGCGUUGCUAUUAUGAACAUAAGCAGUUGGUAGCAAUUUUGAGUGAUAUAUAUGUGGUACACUGUCAUUAAUAAAAUCAUGGAAUCAUUCAUCCUAUUACAUGCA